UUCCAAAAAGAUGGUCGGUUUGACCUUACCCAUGAUAUAGCUUUAAUAAAAUUGAAUGCUCCAGUUAAAUUUACUAAGUACGUGCAGCCAGCUUGUCUUCCAAAACUGAAUACAAAACUUAAUAUUAGGAGCAACUGUUUCGGAGUUGGUUGGGGUGCAACUAGAGGUACUGGUGGGAGUGAUGUACUGAAACAAGCUUAUCAUCCAGUACAGAAUGACAUUGUGUGCAGGAGACUCGUAGGUAGAAAUUUCAUUCCGCAAACAAUGAUAUGCGCAGGAAGCGUGGCAGCAGGAAACGGUGUUUGUCAUGGAGACAGUGGCGGUCCAUUAAUGUGUGAAAUAAACAAGGAAUGGACUGUUAUGGGGGUAACUAGCUUUCUGACAGACGGAAAUAUGGAACAUGGAUUAUGUGGUCUGAAAAGUACACCCAGCAUCUUCAAUAAAGUUUCUGCAAAAGUAGCAUACAUAAACAGAAUGAUUAACCUCUAUAGUUAAUACUGAAAUGUUAAAACAAUUGAAAAUUUCUGAGAUGCUUAAGAAAUUAAAUAAGUUUUCA
Molecule: messenger RNA, 556 nt
Organism: Parasteatoda tepidariorum (common house spider)
Lineage: Eukaryota; Metazoa; Arthropoda; Arachnida; Araneae; Theridiidae
Product: chymotrypsin-like elastase family member 1
Biological process (GO): proteolysis
Molecular function (GO): protein binding; serine-type endopeptidase activity
Source: RefSeq, a predicted model, not a curated record